CGAUUUUGUACACCUUUAGCAAUGCUUUCGCUGUAACCUAGGUCAUCCUAAGGUUUCUGAAUUUCUAUCGUGUGACGGGCUACGGUGCUUCUGUGCCUACAUUCAAAGUGGCAAUCACAUUCCCAGAAUCAGAGCUAGCUAUUGAAGGACAGCCGUGUAUGGCCCAGGCAAGCGGGUCAGGAGGCAAUCCGGGGACGACCAGUGCAUUGCGAACGCCCCAGAGCACUGGGAAACCCAAGCAAAAGGCGGCCUCAGCUAGAAAGGAUCCAGGGGGUCCAAAACCUUCAAGCAUUGCGCUUGCAGAACAAGCAUCCUUGCCGCAAAAGGGCUCUGCUGCGGCAUGCGAAGGGCGCAACAGCCAAGCGUCGGCGUGGGACAGGAAUGCCGGCAACUCCCGCACCAUGGCUAAAUCCGGGCUUGAUAACAACAACAACGACGACGAGGUUAGCAUGGCUGAACUCGACGCGUGUCUCGCAGCGGGCUCUGCCAGCAUCGAGGUGGUACUGCCUGUGGCUGCCGCGGCCGCUCCCGCCGCCGCUGCUGCUGUCGCUCCUUGCUCUGCAGCAGCAGCUGCCGCCGUUGUGUCACAGUCGCAGGCGGGGCAGGGCUCCGCUGCACGCUGCCGCAUUGCCCGUGCCUCGCCGGGUUGUUCCUGGGAUGGCGGCCGGCGGGUGGUGCGGUGUCAGUCACCCAUGGAGCUCUGCAUUGCAGUACAGAGUGCGCAAAAGCAGAAGCGUGCCGUACCGUUGCUGGCCGGUGGUUCGCCCGUUACGGCUGCUGGGUUUAGGGGUGCGAUUGGCUCCGGCUCAGCAGCAGCGGCUGCGCCGCCGUUGCUGCGGACCCCGCCGCACGGCGGAGGUGUCAUGGCUGCAGGAGCCAAGCCCGUGACUCCCGGCUCUGCGCAAGUACGGUUGCAGCUUCCGGAGGCGUGUCCUGUGCAGAGCAUUCGGGCAGCAGCAGCAGUAGACGUCCAGGGGGCUGCAGCAGCGGCGGUUGAGGGGCACCGCAGCAAGCAGGGAGCUCCUCCCGCAGCAGAGCAGCAGCUGCGACGCCCCAACGCCGUAGCAGCUCGUGAUGAGGCUGCUGCUGCUACUGGGGCGGGAGCCGCAGCAGCAGCCGUCGUUGCUCCUUGCAACAAGGCACCAGCUCGUGUAACCGCUGUGAGGUUUUCAGCUGCGGAGGCUCCUACCUCGGCGCAUCGGCAGACCACACCCUCUGGUAUCGUCGCUACCGCAACUGCUGCGACUCCUGCCGCAACGUGCGCGGCUCCAGGCGCCCCCACAGCGAUCGCUCGGUCGUCAGUCGCGCCGCCCUCUACAACCGAUACGAACGCAUCGCUAACCAUCGCCCAACUCGCGGUGAUGGCCGCUGCCCGAACCCAGGAACCAACCAGGCAGGAGCGGGUGGAGCGGACGGCGACCCAGCCCGCUGCUGCCGGCCCCGUUACAACGGACAAGGCGGCGGCGGCGGAUGAGGAUGCGGCGGCUGCAGGUGCCCUGCAGCUCAGUGGUGGCGACGACGGGGACAAUGGUGCGGUUUCUCCGGCGGAGGAGCAGCAGCAGCAGCCGCAGAGGGUCAGGGACCGUGCGGCUGUGGUGUCCAAGGACACUGGCGAACGGGCGCAGCGGCGAGCGGGCGGGCGGGGCGGACGAGGCGGGCGGAGAGGCGGAGCCGCAGGCGGAAGAGGUAGACGCGCCAGCGCCGCAUCUGCGGUUGCCGCGGAGGACCGUUCACGGUCUGUGACCCCGCCGCCCACCCUACGUGGAGCUAGCCAGCCAAUGAUCGACCUCGCUGACAGUGGGGAUGAGUCAUCACCGGACGUUCCCAUUGGGAAACUGGCGGCAGCCACUGCGGCGGCGACGGUGUCAUGUGCAGGGCCGUCCUUGGCGUCCUUGGCUGCUGCUGC
Molecule: messenger RNA, 1906 nt
Organism: Astrephomene gubernaculifera
Lineage: Eukaryota; Viridiplantae; Chlorophyta; Chlorophyceae; Chlamydomonadales; Astrephomenaceae
Source: the annotation of a GenBank genome assembly